This is a messenger RNA of Oncorhynchus keta (chum salmon), 8565 nucleotides long. RefSeq names its product transmembrane channel-like protein 3. The coding region runs from base 216 to 3743 and encodes 1175 amino acids. Gene Ontology annotation, molecular function: mechanosensitive monoatomic ion channel activity. Gene Ontology annotation, cellular component: plasma membrane. NCBI's taxonomy places the organism in Eukaryota, Metazoa, Chordata, Actinopteri, Salmoniformes, Salmonidae. The transcript has 23 exons. The record is from RefSeq and is a predicted model, not a curated record.
UCAAGUCAGUGCUUUCUGAAAGUUUGAACUGAACUGCACACACACACGGUCAAGCAAAUACCACAGGGAACACACACACGCAGGGACACUCGACACUCGCACAUACACAGUCUAACCAUAAUACACACACAGAUGGAUGGACAGAGCUGAAAGUUUAAGCUUGCAUACAUAUACCCACACCCAGAAACACACACGAGUGCUGAAUUACGGUCAGGAUGAGUGGCGUGUCUGAGACUGCUGUGGUCAGUAGACCCUCGACUACCGUGAAGCGACACAAGAGUGUCAGGAAGAACUCCAGGCGGAUUUACUCAUCUUAUCAAGACAACCAGCCAGGCCAAUCAGAUGAGGAGGGCAAGGAGGAUGAGCAUGCAGACAGCAACGACCCAGAGCAGAUGUUCCAGAACAUCCAGUUUCAGAAGGAGAUCAUCGCCAACAUACGCACCCGAGCCUGGCCUAUGAGACGCAAGCUCAAAGCCCUCAAGCAGGCCAGAGAGAUUGUCCUGAAGUACGAGGGGAGGCUAACAAGGACCAGAGGGUACCAGGCUGCUGGGGCUGAUCUGCUGAAGAAGGUCUCCAGGUUGCUGUACAACAUCGUGGUUCUGUUUAUUCCCUGGGAGAUGAGGAUCAAGAAAAUAGAAAGUCACUUUGGGUCAGGGGUCGCCUCCUACUUCAUCUUCCUCAGAUGGCUGUUUGGUAUCAACAUAGUCCUCACUGUCAUGACUGGAGCAUUCAUAGUCAUACCUGAGCUCCUGGCCGGAGAGCCGUUCGGAACAACCCGGAGUAAGACCAUUCCCAAGGAGCACCUGGCCUCAGCCCAAGAUCUGGACACCAUCUGGUCUCUUGGGGGCUACCUCCAGUACUCGGUGUUGUUCUAUGGGUACUAUGGCCCGGUGAGGAAGCUCGGCAGUGCCGGCUAUCGCCUCCCCCUGGCCUAUUUUCUGGUUGGGAUGGCUGUUUUUGCCUACAGUUUCAUCAUUCUGUUAAGAAAGAUGGCUAAGAACUCCCGUCUGAGCCUAGCCAGUGCCUCUGAUGAGAACUUCACCUUCUGCUGGAGAGUGUUCUGUGCCUGGGACUACCUCAUAGGGAACCCUGAGGCUGCAGAGAGCAAGGGAGCCGCUAUCGUCAACAACAUCAGGGAGGCCAUUGUUGAGGAGCAGGAGAAAAAGAAGGAUACUAGUCUAGCAGUCCUGAUAAGUCUGCGUAUCCUAGCCAACAUCCUGGUCCUUCUCUCUCUGGCUGGCAGCAUUUAUAUAAUCUACUUUGUGGUGGACCGCUCCCAGAAACUAGAGCUGGAGAAACCAGAGCUAACACUAUGGGAGAAGAAUGAGGUGAGUGUGGUGGUGUCCCUCAUCACCAUGAUCGCCCCGUCUGCCUUUGAGCUGGUGGCUCAGCUGGAGAUGUACCAUCCCAGGACCUCCCUGCGCUUCCAGCUGGCCAGAGUCCUGGUGUUGUAUCUGGGUAACCUGUACAGCCUCAUCAUUGCCCUUCUGGACAAGGUCAACAGUAUGAGUAUGGCGUCAGCUGCUGCAGCUGUAAGUAGGAACUUGUCUGACUCCACGGCAUUCAUGGCGACCAUCUCCCAGCCGGGGGAGACGAGCCUCUCCACCCUCGUGUCCGACAUCUCCAUCUCUGAAAACCACAACAGCACCAUAGCGACCAUUGCCAUGGUGCUGGAUGUCAACACCAGCAUCAGCACCAGCAAGCAGAACAAGCAGAAGAAACCGGACGAGUGCUGGGAGACCUACGUUGGACAGGAGAUGUUGAAGCUGUCUAUCAUCGAUAUGAUCUUCACGGUGGCCAGUAUCCUGUUGAUAGACUUCAUCAGAGGGCUGGUGGUCAGGUACCUGAGUGACUGCUGCUGCUGGGACCUGGAGAGCAAGUUUCCUGAGUAUGGGGAAUUCAAGAUAGCUGAGAAUGUACUCCACCUGAUAUAUAACCAAGGAAUGAUCUGGAUGGGUUCGUUCUUCUCUCCCUGUCUGCCUGCCUUUAACGUGUUGAAGCUGAUAGGCUUGAUGUACCUGAGGAGUUGGGCUGUGCUCACCUGUAACGUCCCUCACCAACAGGUGUUCAGAGCAUCCAGAUCAAAUAAUUUCUACCUGGCUAUGCUGUUGUUCAUGCUUUUUCUGUGUAUGCUGCCCACCAUCUUCGCCAUAGUGAGAUACAGACCUUCCCAACACUGUGGGCCAUUUAGCGGUCAGGAGAAGAUUUAUGACAUCAUCUCAGAGACGAUAGCCAAUGACUUCCCGCUGUGGUUCAGUAAAGUGAUGAGUUACGUCACCAGCCCUGUCGUAGCGUUGCCCGCUCUGCUGCUGCUGUUCAUGUUGAUCUACUACCUUCAGGCCAUUGCCAGAUCCCUUAAAUUCACCAACAACCAGCUGAGGAUGCAGCUUCAGACUGAGAGAACAGAAGAAAAGAAGAAGGUAUUACAGCUGGCUUCAGCAAGGCUACAGGCCCCAGAGGUCCCCGGGGGGGACAGGAAGCCUGACCAGCAGGAUGGUGACAUCACCAGCCGCGACUCGUCCAUUCGCACGCCGUCGCCCCGACCCAACGGCAGUGUCACAAACUUCCAGUCGCCCGAUCGUCGUGGCAACGGCAUCCGCACCAUCACCCAGUCGGCAUCGAGAGUCGAGACCGCUAGGGCGACAUUUGCUGCUGGAGCGCCGAGAAGUCCAACAGUGUCCAUACUUCACAAGCAAAGGCCGGAGAUAAUCCCUAACAGACACCCUUCCUACCUGGGGGGCCCUAGCGGUACCUGCAGGUCCAAGUCCUACCAUCAUGUGGCGUACAACCCCCCGACACGCUACUCCUCAGAGAACAUCCACUCCGACCCACUCUACAGGAAGACCAUCAGGCCCAUGCACUCCGCAGAGGCAGCUGGGAUAGUGACCGCCCAGAGCUACGUGGGCCGUCGCCCCUACACCACGCGCUACGUCAUCGUCAACGAGCACGAAGCUAGGAAAAAGUUGCUUCGAUCAGCCACACGCGUCCCGCGCCACUUCCGAGCGGAGGACCCGGGGGGUGAAAUCGUAGAGCUGAUCCCGCGGAAUACCAAGCGGUAUACUCCAAGGGCUCCGCAUCUGUAUGGGCACCCACACAGGUCGAAUCCGCGGCAGUCACACCUGAGUGAUGAAGAGGAGGAGGAAGAGGCAGGGGGGAAGAGGGAGUCCAGGAGGGGGUCGUUCGGGCAGACUCACCGGCCCCGCUCACUCUCCGACCUCCAACAGCCAGCUCGCUUCUACAUCGGAGAGCGCCUGGAGACCAAGCUGUCUAUGGCGUCAAAAGACAGCCACACUGCUAGGGGGCGCUACGGCGGUGAAGCCCAAAAAGGGGACUGGGAGGAUAUGGAGACGCGCUUGCACUCCCUCUCCCAGACCAGCAUCAGAGGAGCGGAGCUUCCACCACCAGUCAGGCACACACAGUCCCCAGCCAGACACCCCCACACCCCCAGCAGACUUGUACACUCACCCCCCCAGGGCCCUGGAAGAUGCCUGGAGCCCCAGGUCAAGCCCAAGACAUCCAGGUCCAAACUGGAGCCUUCCCUGACUGAGUCGGACUCGGCCUCUCUGGCCUCCAGUAGCGACCAGCAGAACAGCAGCACAGACCAGUACAUCCAGGUCAUUCACAACAAGGAGAAGUAUCUCAAGUCUGAGGCAAGGCAAGGCAAACUGGCUAAGAAGAAGUCCAAAGCCAGUAUAGAUCUCAAUGUGUCUGGGUCCAAAGACCUGGUCUGCUCCAACGUGUAGUUGGUGUAUUUGUAUUGUGAAUAUAUCUAGGUUUAUUUAACCUUUAUUAAUCCAUGUAAGUUAUUGACAGUAGUGUAAAGUACUUAAGUAAAAAAUACUUUAAUGUACUACUUAAGCAGUUUUUUGGGGUAUAUGUACUUUACUUUUACUCAAAUCAAAUCAAAUGUAUUUAUAUAGCCCUUCGUACAUCAGCUGAUAUUUCAAAGUGCUGUACAGAAACCCAGCCUAAAAACCCAAACAGCAAGCAAUGCAGGUGUAGAAGCACGGUGGCUAGGAAAUACUCCCUAGAAAGGCCAAAAACUAGGAAGAAACCUAGAGAGGAACCAGGCUAUGAGGGGUGGCCAGUCCUCUUCUGGCUGUGCCGGGUGGAGAUUAUAACAGAACAUGGCUAAGAUGUUCAAAUGUUCAUAAAUGACCAGCAUGGUCAAAUAAUAAUAAUCACAGUAGUUGUCGAGGGUGCAGCAAGUCAGCACCUCAGGAGUAAAUGUCAGUUGGCUUUUCAUAUCCGAUCAUUAAGAGUAUCUCUACCACUCCUGCUGUCUCUAGAGAGUUGAAAACAGCAGGUCUGGGACAGGUAGCAUGUCGAGUGAACAGGACAGGAUUCCAUAGCCGCAGGCAGAACAGUUGAAACUGGAGCUGCAGCACGGCCAGGUGGACUGGGGACAGUAAGGAGUCAUCAUGCCAGGUAGUCCUGAGGCAUGGUCCUAGGGCUCAGGUCCUCCGAGAGAAAGAGAGAAUCAGAGAGAGCAUACUUAAAUUCACACAGGACACCGGAUAAGACAGGAGAAGUACUCCAGAUAUAACAAACUGACCCUAGCCCCCGACACAUAAACUACUGCAGCAUAAAUACUGGAGGCUGAGACAGGAGGGGUCAGGAGACACUGUGGCCUCAUCCGAUGAUACCCCCGGACAGGGCCAAACAGGAAGGAUAUAACCCCACCCACUUUGCCAAAGCACAGCCCCCACACCACUAGAGGGAUAUCUUCAACCACCAACUUACCAUCCUGAGACAAGGACGAGUAUAGCCCACAUUGAUCUCCGCCACGGCACAACCCAAGGGGGGAGCGCCAACCCAGACAGGAAGAUCACAUCAGUGACUCAACCCACUCAAGUGAUUCACCCCUCCUAGGACGGCAUGAAGGAGCACCAGUAAGCCAGUGACUCAGCCCCCGUAAUAGGGUUAGAGGCAGAGAAUCCCAGUGGAGAGAGGGGAACAAGCCAGGCAGAGACAGCAAGUGCUGUUCGUUGCUACAGAGCCUUUCCGUUCACCUUCACACUCCUGGGCCAGACUACACUCAAUCAUAUGAUCCACUGAAGAGACUCUUCAGUAAAGACUUAAAUGUUGAGACCGAGUCUGCGUCUCUCACAUGGGUAAGGAGACCAUUCCAUAAAAAUUGAGCUCUAUAGGAGAAAGCCCUGCCUCCAGCUGUUUGCUUAGAAAUUCUAGGAGGCCUGCGUCUUGUGACCGUAGAUUACGUGUAGGUAUGUAUGCAGGACCAAAUCAGAAAGAUAGGUACUACAUUACAUUCCUAAAGAAAAUAAUGUGCUUUUUACUCCCUGACACCCAAAAGUACUUGUUACAUUUUGAAUGCUUAGCAGGACAGGAAAAUUGUCUAUUUCACACACAUCAAGAGAACAUCCCUGGUCAUCCCUACUGCCUCUGAUCUGGCAGACUCACUAAACACAAAUACUUAAUUUGUAAAUUAUGUCUGUAUGUUGAAUUGUGCCCCUAGCUAUCCGUAAAUUUAAAAAACAAGAGCAUCGUGUCGUCUGGGUUUCUUCUGCCCCUGUGCAAGCCAGUUAACCCAUUGUUCCCCGGGUGCCGAAGAUGUGGAUGUCGAUUAUGGCAGCCACCCGCACCUCUCUGAUUCAGAGGGGUUGAGUUAAAUGUAGAAGACACAUUGUAGUCGAAUGUAUUCAGUUGUACGACUGACUAGGUAUCCUCCUUUCCCUUUCCUAAAUUAAUAUAAGGAAUUUGAAAUGUACUUUUUAUACUUAAGUAUAUUUUAGCGAUUCACAUUUACUUUUGAUACUUAAGUAUAUUUAAAACCAAACACUUUUAGACUUUUACUCAAGUAGAAUUUUACUGGGUGACUUUCACUUUUACUUGAGUCAUUUUCUUUUAAGGUAUAUUUACUUUUACUCAAGUACGACAAUUAGGUACUUUUUCCACCACUGGUUAUUGAAAGCAAAUGAUAUUUUACAAUAUUGACCUGUUGAGUUAAUUGUUUUGUAAUGGGUUACAUAAAGUCGUAUUGUAAACCACAGAAAAUGUGAAUAGUCCAUUCAUGGCCAAUGCUAUACUUUGUGUGUGUUAACAAACAGCUCUAUGUGCAUAAUAUGCAUAACAUAUUAUAUGCUCACAUUGUCAUGGAUACUGUGCUUGUUCUCAAUCAAAUAAAUAUCAUGGUCAAUGGUCCAAAGUAGUGUACCUAAGCAUCAGAUUGUUUUGUUCUACUCAAGGUUAUGUGUACAGCCCUUGAUGUUUGUUUUAGUGUUAUCACAAACAGGUGUUAUAUUGGCUAUUAUGUGUGUGUACAUUACAUUGUACCAUUCAAACAUGGCCUUCAAUUCAGUAAAAUUAUGAUACCGUAGUAAAGUAUGAUGUGCAACAUAUAUAAUAUACUCUGCAAAAAAAGAAACGUCCUUUUUUCAGGACCCUGUCUUUCAAAGAUAAUUAGUAAAAAUCGAAAAUAACUUCACAGAUCUUCAUAGUAAAGGGUUUAAACACUGUUUACCAUGCUUGCUCGAUGAACCAUAAACAAUUAAUAUACAUGCACCUGUGGAACGGUCUUAAGACACUAACAGCUUACGGACGGUAGGCAAUUAAGGUCACAGUUAUGAAAACGUAGGACACUAAAGAGGCCUUUCUACUGACUCUGAAAAACACCAAAAGAAGGAUGCCCAGGGUCCCUGCUCAUCUGUGUGAACGUGCCUUAGGCAUGCUGCAAGGAGGCAUGAGGACUGAAGAUGUGGCCAGAGUAAAUUGCAAUGUCCGUACUGUGAGACACCUAAGAUAGCGCUACAGGGAGACAGGAUGGACAGCUGAUCAUCCUCGCAGUGGCAGACCACAUGUAACAACACCUGCACGGGAUCGGUACAUCCGAAGAUCACACCUGCGGGACAGGAACAGGAUGGCAACAACAACUGCCUGAGUUACACUAGGAACGCACAAUCACUCAAUCAGUGCUCAGACUGUCCACAAUAGGCUGAGAGAGGCUGGGCUGAGGGCUUGUAGGCCUGUUGUAAGGCAGGUCCUCACGAAACAUCACCGGCAACAGUGUCGCCAAUGGGCACAAACCCACCGUCGCUGACCCAGACAGUACUGGCAAAAAGUGCUCUUCACUGACGAAUCACGGUUUUGUCUCACCAGGGGUGAUGUUCAGAUUUGCGUUUAUUGUCAAAGGAAUGAGCGUUACACCGAGGCCUGUACUCUGGAGCGGGAUCAAUUUGAUUUGGAGGUAGAGGUUCCAUCAUGGUCUGGGGCGGUGUGUCACAGCAUCAUCAGACUGAGCUUGUUGUCAUUGCAAACAAUCUCAAAGCUGUGCGUUACAGGGAAGACUUCCUCCUCCCUCAUGUGGUACCCUUCGUGCAGGUUCAUCCUGACAUGACCCUCCAGCAUGACAAUGACACCAGCCAUACUGCUCGUUCUGUGCAUGAUUUCCUGCAAGACAGGAAUGUCAGUGUUCUGCCAUGGCCAGUACAAAGAGCCCGGAUCUCAAUCCCAUUGAGCACGUCUGGGACCUGUUGGAUCGGAGGGUGAGGACUAGGGCUAUUCCCCCCAGAAAUGUCUAGGAACUUGCAGGUGCCUAGCUGGAAGAGUGGUGUAACAUCUCACAGCAAGAACGGGCAAAUCUGGUGCAGUCCAUGAGGAGGAGAUGUACUGCAGUACUUAAUGCAAGUGGUGGCCACACCAGAUACUGACUGUUACUUUUGAUUUUGACCCCUCCUUUGUUCAGGGACACAUUAUUCCAUUUCUGUUCCAUUUCUGUUUGUCACAUGUCGGCGAUGUCAUCUACAAAAUGGCUUCCAACACUCUACUCAGCAAACUGGAUGCAGUCUAUCACAGUGCCAUCCGUUUUGUCACUAAAGCACCUUAUACCACCCACCACUGCGACUUGUAUGCUCUAGUCGGCUGGCCCUCACUACAUAUUCGUCGCCAGACCCACUGGCUCCAGGUCAUCUACAAGUCCAUGCUAGGUAAAGCUCCGCCUUAUCUCAGUUCACUGGUCACGAUGGCAACACCCAUCCGUAGCACGCGCUCCAGCAGGUGUAUCUCACUGAUCAUCCCUAAAGCCAACACCUCAUUUGGCCGCCUUUCGUUCCAGUACUCUGCUGCCUGUGACUGGAACGAAUUGCAAAAAUCGCUGAAGUUGGAGACUUUUAUCUCCCUCACCAACUUCAAACAUCAGCUAUCCGAGCAGCUAACCGAUCGCUGCAGCUGUACAUAGUCUAUAGGUAAAUAGCUCACCCAUUUUCACCUACCUCAUUCCCAUACUGUUUUUAUACUGUUUUUAUUUAUUUACUUUUCUGCUCUUUUGCACACCAAUAUCUCUACCUGUACAUGACCAUCUGAUCAUUUAUCACUCCAGUGUUAAUCUGCAAAAUUGUAUUAUUCGCCUACCUCCUCAUGCCUUUUGCACACAUUGUAUAUAGACUGCCCAUUUUUUCUACUGUGUUAUUGACUUGCUAAUUGUUUACUCCAUGUGUAACUCUGUGUUGUCUGUUCACACUGCUAUGCUUUAUCUUGGCCAGGUCGCAGUUGCAAAUGAGAACUUGUUCUCAACUAGCCUACCUGGUUAAAUAAAGGUGAAAUAAAAAA